Hibiscus syriacus is the source of this 1330-nucleotide messenger RNA. RefSeq names its product two-pore potassium channel 3-like. Gene Ontology annotation, biological process: potassium ion transmembrane transport; stabilization of membrane potential. The record is from RefSeq and is a predicted model, not a curated record. NCBI's taxonomy places the organism in Eukaryota, Viridiplantae, Streptophyta, Magnoliopsida, Malvales, Malvaceae. Gene Ontology annotation, cellular component: plant-type vacuole membrane. The coding region runs from base 27 to 1214 and encodes 395 amino acids. The transcript has 2 exons. Gene Ontology annotation, molecular function: potassium ion leak channel activity; calcium ion binding.
UUCACAGUCGAUCUUCUUUUGUUCAUAUGGAAUAUGAUCCAUUGUUACCGUUUCCAAGUCCCAGAAAACGAAUGCCGCCUUCGAAACUCCAUUUCCCUUCUCUAGCCGAAUCAUUAUCGUCGUCGCUCAACACGCCGAGACAACGUUCAUCGUCGUCGGAAAACAUCCCGACCCUCCACGAAUCUUUUUUACUUCAAAACCAACCGGAUUCGCCGAUGGCACCGGACCCGAACAUCGCUUGGGAGAGAAUCAAUCUUCACAGGUGCAAAACAGCACCGGCAAUGGCUGUUCUAAUGGAUGCCAUCAACAACAACCCUUCGAUCCCGACGCCAAAGUUCGGCUCCGAAUCGAUUGUAAGACAAGCUUUUAUCCUUUUAGUAUUGUACUUGUCGUUGGGCGUCGUUAUAUAUUGGUUCAAUCGUCAUGAUUUCUUGGGUCCCAAGACACAUCCUGUUGUUGAUGCUUUGUAUUUUUGCAUCGUCACUAUGUGCACGAUUGGUUUUGGCGACAUUACCCCUAAUAGCACGGCUACGAAGCUGUUCUCGAUCUUGUUCGUGUUGGUCGGUUUCGGAUUCAUCGACAUUUUGCUUAGCGGAAUGGUUGGUUAUGUGCUUGAUUUGCAAGAGGAAUAUAUGUUGAAAGCUGUUCAGCAUGAUGGAAAUAGAAGGGAUUUACCAACGUCUUAUAUAAUUGAUGUUAAAAAGGGGAGAAUGAGGAUAAGGUUGAAGGUUGGAUUGGCAUUAGGUGUUGUUGUUCUUUGCAUUGGAAUUGGUCUUGGUGUUAUGCAUUUCGUUGAGAGGCUUGGCUGGUUGGAUUCAUUUUACCUUUCAGUUAUGUCGGUAACGACCGUAGGGUACGGUGAUAGGGCGUUCAAGACGUUGCCUGGUCGGAUUUUCGCUUCCAUUUGGUUGCUCGUUUCUACCGUGGCCGUUGCUCGAGCAUUUCUGUAUUUGGCCGAGGCUAGAGUUGCUAAGAGGCAAAGGAGGAUGGCUAAGUGGAUUCUCGGGCAGGACAUGACUAUAUCGCAGUUCCUUGCUGCUGAUACCGACAAUAACGGUUUUGUAAGCAAAUCCGAGUUCCUCAUAUACAAGCUCAAGGAAUUAGGGAAGGUAUCAGAUAAAGACAUUAUGCAGAUCUCCGAGAAAUUCGACAGGCUUGAUGCUGGCAAGUGCGGAAGGAUAAGCCUUGAAGAUCUUAAGAACAGUCAUCGUUAGUAUGCAAACUACCCUUGCUUAAAAAGAUCUUCGUUUACAAUACAAAUGAUGGUGCAAUAGGAAGAGUCAUGGAUGACAUUAAAUCAUUGAAGUGGAGCCGAUUCGUUCUUCAAAUU